Melampsora larici-populina 98AG31 is the source of this 1653-nucleotide messenger RNA. RefSeq lists its product as uncharacterized. The transcript is spliced from 7 exons. NCBI's taxonomy places the organism in Eukaryota, Fungi, Basidiomycota, Pucciniomycetes, Pucciniales, Melampsoraceae. The coding region runs from base 1 to 1653 and encodes 550 amino acids. The record is from RefSeq and is a predicted model, not a curated record.
AUGGUACUCAAGACUCGUUCCAGUGCUAGAGCACUGUCAGGUACAAAGCAGAGCUCCGGAUCGCGAGCUGUACGGGGCAAGAAGUCGAAGGCCUUGGGAUUGCGCAACAGUCCAACUAAGAAACCAACUAGGAAAUCAAAUCGAUCUACCAGUAAUAAUUCCAAGGAUACAAGAUCUUCUCGUCUUGAGAAUCAUACGACUCAGGUAGAGAGUGAUAGUGAAGAUGACUUGCCGGACAAUGAGGACAUUUACAAGGCAUUGACAUCCAACACUGACGAAUCCAACACUGGCGAUUUGGACUCCGACAAUGAGGUUCUUGAAGCUCUUGCGAAGCGACCCACCAGAGCUCGCAGAGCUAAUAUGAAACGAGUCACCCGGGAUAAAUCUCAGCAAACCCCCCUUGCUAAUCCUCUCGACGAUCCUCACAAUAUAACUGCACGGCUUGAGGCACAGUUUGCCAACAGCCCUUCCAAUCCCAAUCCACUGGAGAAUUUGGAACUCGAUGAUGAAGUAGAAGAUAAUUCAGUCCUGCCAUCGAUUCAAAAUUAUAAAGAGCUAGUUAAGGAGUGGCCAAGAAAGCGUAUUACUACGGUUCAGAAUUCACAGAAGAAGGUGACCUCGGUUCCUCCACAUAUCCUAGUCGAAGCAAAGGCAAUCAAGAAACUUUAUAAACAUCAUAAGAGGAUGCUGGCGAUGAUGGGUAACAUUACACCUUAUACUUUAGAUAAAAGCUUGGGUGAGCUUGGAGGUACACGGUUUCCUGAUGCAUAUCGUCUUUGGUUGAAAUUUUCAGUGGAGGCUCGGAAACUAAAGAUGCCCCGUAGAGGCCAGGCUGGAAAUAUAUUAGCUAAUUGUAACCAUGAACCUAUUGAUUUGUUGCCUGAGGAUCGCGAGGAGCUCCAAGGGAUAUACGAUGGAGCUGUCUGUGCUGCGAAGGUUCGCCAAGUGUAUGCUAAGGCAUCGAGUGGUAUAACAGAAGGUCGAACAGUUCCCAAAUACAAUCAACUCUCUUUGAAGUGUGUUGAAAAGCUGCAUAAUCAGAUUGAAAACGAGGCGAAUCGCAUGGACUUUGGAUACUACUUUCUCGCAUCUAGUACCCAUCCUGCCACUGGAGGUGAUUCUGCGGAUCCAGGGUGGUGUAAGGAGUAUACGUCCAACGAAGAGUUGGCGGAUUAUGUGCGUAGUAAGAGCAAUUUCCCCACCAUAUUUGCGGCACAGACGCAAGGUAUCUCGGUCGACAAGGUGAUUGCUAAAAAAAUUGGCAAAGCGGAAAAGAUGAAAAUGAACCAGAAGCGUGUGGAUCCUGGUGACAAGGUGAAGAGUGAUCUAGCAGCAUGUUUGAAAUCAGCUUUAGGUUUUCCUCGUGGACCGGACCCAGUAUUGAAAUUAGGCUUUAACGCGAUGAACAGUUGCCGGUCACUUUGGUUGAAUGAUCUCCAGGCUGGCCUAUUUAGAUUUGAGAAGAUUCCUGAGGAUCAGGACGACUUGAUAGCUGAUGAUGAGGAGGAACGACAUAUUAGUGAUAAUCAGGGUAACUUGUUGGGGGAUAAUCAUGAGGAACCAUUGGAAAAUGAUGAACAACUUGGGCUUGGAAUCGAAGAGGAACCAGAAGAAUGGAAGGGGAUUGGUGAAGAUGAGACUGAGGGUGACUGA